AUGGCUCGAGAGGGUGUUGCUCCACAACUGGACAACAGUCAUAUAGCAGCUACAGUAGCACCUGUCGUCAAGGAGACGACUACGGUAGCUAGUUUGGCAUCAGGUACCGUAACCAUUCAAUACUCACACAUUCUUCUUGCUCUCAUCGCAUUCGUGGUCCUAUCGAUUGGUGUGGUUACUGUAAUCAAAAAGAGGUCACGGCAGAAAACGGGAUUCCGAAAUCGGCGUGGCGCCGGAGCCGGUGGACACAGUAUCCUACAACAGGAUUCAGAUGAAGAUGAUAUUUUAAUCAGUUCCAUGUAUUCUUGA
Molecule: messenger RNA, 309 nt
Organism: Caenorhabditis briggsae
Lineage: Eukaryota; Metazoa; Nematoda; Chromadorea; Rhabditida; Rhabditidae
Exons: 2
Coding region: 1-309 (102 amino acids)
Source: RefSeq, a predicted model, not a curated record